This is a messenger RNA of Falco peregrinus (peregrine falcon), 6109 nucleotides long. RefSeq lists its product as uncharacterized. Lineage: Eukaryota; Metazoa; Chordata; Aves; Falconiformes; Falconidae. Bases 4687 to 5658 code for a protein of 323 amino acids. The transcript has 4 exons. The record is from RefSeq and is a predicted model, not a curated record.
GGGCGUGGAGCGGGGCUGGGCGCUGGGAGCGCGACGGGUGCGGGCGGAGCGAGGCCUGCGGGGGGAGGGCCGGCCCGCGGCGGCGGGAGGUCCCUGCUCCGGCGCUGAGGCUCGGUGGCGGCGCCGGGAGCGGCGCGCCCGACCCGAAACGCUGCCCCGCUCCGGCCGCCCCGGCGCUUGCCCGUGUACCGACAGGCCGCCGGGGCGGACCGAAGGCGGCGGAGCGCGCAGCGCCGCCCCGGCCCCGCGGGCGAGGAGGGAGCGGAGCUCCGCCGGUGCCGGAUCCCGGCUCGCUGUUCCCCUGCCCCUUCGUCCCCGCGGCGGGAGGCGGCGGGGCCGGGAGCGCCCGUGCUGCGGCCGCCCUCGGGGCCGUGCCCCGGGGGAGCUCCACGUCAGCCCCGGAAGGGCCCGGUGGCCCGUGGCCGCCGUGCCAGGCGGCGCUUGGCGCUGGCUCGUAGGGCUGGCAGCGCCGACCGAGCCGCAGCCUCCGGUGCUGGUGUCUGCCCGGUGCUGUCAAGGCUUCAGCCCGGUGUCCGCCUCGGUCCUGCACCCGUACUGAGCGGGGUUACCUGUGUGGCCGGCCUCAGAAAGCACCGGCUUCGCGGCUUCCUUAGAGGGGUUGCAGGAUGGGGGGGGGGGGGUUGUCUUCUGAACUUUUCAUCCUUCUCUGUAGUAACAACCUUGGUAAUCGCUGCAGAGUUUGGAGGUGAGCCCCGGUUUCCGAUGGCUGCACUGUUGAAUCGCUACAUAGUUUUGGAACAGCAGAAAAAAGGAGAUUUUGGGGGUUCCUCUUAAGUCUUCAGCAGUAGCUUCCGAGCAUCUGGCCUGCCCUGUCUCGAGGCCUGAGGCCGGGUCUUGCAGUGCACACUGGCAGCUGAGCCAUGGACAAGCUCAAGACUUCUGUUGAUGCACACGUUUGUAUUUCAGGGCUCUUAGCCUAAAAACUGUGCCAUGAUGCACUGUGUCUCUGUUUUCCUGCAACACUUAGAAAGCAUGCCCUGGCACUGUAGGAUGUUAUGCCUGCUCAAUGUUAACCUUUCUCAAACGUCUUGCUUUCGCUACGAGGAACAAACAUCAUGUUACGCUUUGCAGUGAUUUAUUUGUUUCCUCUUCAGAUACCUGAAAGACAGUAGAAAUUCAAUAUAUGUUUGCGGUUUAGGCUUUGCAACUCUCUCUGCUGGAAAGGCUGCACCUUUGGAGGCCGGAGGCUUAAAGCUGCAUAACACUUUAAAGAGAGGCUAAUGUUGACUGUGCAGGUAAAGGCAGGGCAGUGAGAUACUUGGCAUUUAUUAUUCUUGUCUGAAUCUGGUCAAGUCCAUCUGUAGGUAGGUGCUGAGAUCUCUCCAAGGCUGCUCCGUCCCUGAGGGUCAGGCUGGCCAUGGGUGUGCUGUUGUGCAGCUAACCCAGCUGACCAAAUAGCCAUUGAGAAAAUAAAACCCCAGGGUAAAGCAGCUGCACAUCUGUGGCAUGGCACUACUGUCCGUUGAAGAUUCGGCGGGGAUCUGACUCUUCCCUGCUUCACCCCAGCAUGAGUUUCAGAAGAAGCUUUGCUUGCACCUCCCCAGGGUAAAAGGUGCCUGCAUCCAAGAGCAGGUGUGCAGCUGAGACAGAAGGGAAAAGUCAACCUUCCCAGACACGAGUCAGCUCAGUGGUCACACAACUAACUAACUUUUAAUUCUUGGGAAAUUUGGCAUUCAAACCCUGGUAAUCAGGGCUGCAGAAAGGCUGGGGACAAGCGGGUGGCAGCGCAGCCGGUGGGUGUAUGUGUGUGCAGGCAAGCAGGGAAGCUUUAUCCCGAGGGACUUGCAGGACAGAUGCUGGGGACCUCCUCUUCAUCAAGUUUGCCUUCUGGAGCUGGGGCUUGCACUGGCACAGAAAAAAGUGGUGAAGAAAAGCCUGCUGCUUGCCCUAAGGCUAAUGGUUGGGUACCUUCACCUGGGUUGUAGGAAACUUGAGUUCAUGCUCUUCCUCCUUCUCAGACCUUAAAUCCACUCUGGCCUGAAGGGAGCUCGGGUGUGUGCAAGUGCUGCCUUCUUUCUCCUCUCUUGAGGCUAUUCCAUUUUGUAUAUAGUAUUUUCUGGGCCAGAGAGUGGAGGAGCUAAGGACAUAAUUCUGGUGAUGAUGAAGGUUGCUCCAGGCUCUCAUCUGUGGUUCUGUAGAUGUUACUGUGUGCGGAGUUAUGGAGUAGAAGUGUUACAGCAGCGAUGCCUGGUUAAAGGUUACAGCUAAAUACUUGAAGACUUUAGGCAUUGCAAGGGUUCAGCAGCUGCUGAAGAAAGGAUGGCUGAUGCGAAAUUUGGACAGAUGCCUAAACUGGCAGGCUGAAGUGAAAUUCCUUUUGGAGGCCUGGCUGUAUAACAAAAUAUGCAGCUCUUCACACAAAUGCAUGUGUCCAACUGGCUGAGUAAGGUUUCGAGAGUCAACCCACUGAUGGGCAAAACUUGGAGCCUGUGGUGCUGCAUGACAGUCCUCUGCAGCUGUAGCUCUGGGCUGAGUGUUCCAGUUACGGUGUCUUCCCCCUAGGAGUGUGCUUCCCGCUGCAAAACAAGGGGUGUGGGCAGGGGAAGGAUGCUUGCAGACCCACGAGUAAUCUCACUGAAGCUAUCCUAGCUCGCAGGGGAACAUCGCUGUGUCCACACAGGCACAAUUGCAGAAUCGGGGCUUGCAAAAUGACUUGCAGCUGUGGCUGGCGCACAGUGCAAUAGCCGGGUAGGUGGAAGCAAGCUGCAGUUUUGGAAAAGGGGACUUCUAGUGCCCCCACGCAGCUCACAGUGCUUGUGCUUUGUAUGGAAACCUCCAAGCCAAGCAAACUUUGUGGUGCUGCUCUAUUUUAGAAAUAGCAAAGGCUGAGUCAGCCCAGAUGAGAUUGUUCCAGGGACUUUCUGGAGGAGAUGAAACCAUUCCGUUUUCCUGAUAUCCACAGAAAUGAAAAGGGGUAAAGGCAGAGAGGAAGCUCACAUGAUUGCAGUGCUGUGAAUUUGCUUCCACUGAUGCGCUCCCUUUCCCUGUCCCCCUGCAAAGCCACCACUUGAAUGAACUUCUUCCAAGUGGUGUAAGAAAUGUUCAGAGGAACCACUUCACCCCAGCCUGGCCCUGAGAAGUGAAGGGAACUCCAUUCCCGAUGCAAAAUCACAGGUCUAGGAAGAUACCUGAACCUUUCCCUCUCAUUGAAUGGAUUUUUAUUUUUACCUUGUGCAAAAACUAUUGGAGAGUAACACAUCUUGUAGGCCAGGUGAGUGUAAAGGUCUCAUCUCAGUGGGUGUGUAACUUGAGCAGCUGCGUUGCGUAAGCUGCGAGCAUGACAGGCCGCAGCCCCAUUGGGAAAAUCCCCUCUGGAGAGGCAGAAAGAGGAGAAGGCGGUGGACUCAGCUGUGGAAAUGGGGAGCAUGUUUAGUACAGAAAAGCUGCAAGUUCGCAGCAGGACCUGGAUAAAAAAGGCGUAGCUAGAGAUGGAGCCAGACCCGAGCUGUCAGGGAGGUUGACUUUUGUGAUCUUGGAGGAAAUUGCUGGAAAACUAUUGUUUGGAAGGAUGACCUAUUGCUUUCCCUGGCAACUCUUUUCUCCUACCUGACAGGGUAGAGACUAGCAGCUGUGUGCUUUGUGUAUGCCCUUGUGGUGUAAGUGAGCAGGAUUUCAGCUGGAUUUCACCCUGGCCCUUCUGCCUGUGCUUGCCUCCUGCUCGCCAGCUGGACCCUGACCUGCAGCUUGCUUUUCAGCGUCUUCUCUGAAAUGGGUUUCCAGGUGCGGGUCUACCGCUGAUCAGUAAAUAUGUAUUUUUCAAAAAAGCCCUGCUGUAAAGGCAAUUUUUUCAAAGCAUAAGGAGCCUGGAUGAAGCUACCCUUGAGCCCCAGGGUGCUGAUGAUAUCUCCAUGGAGCUGCUGCCCACAGACAGGCACUGCUGGCGUGGAGCCACGUGCUGCAGUAAGAAGCCAUCCUGGCCAGACUCCCCAUCCUGCUAUCCCUCCAGAAAAUGGGAGGCUGUGGGGGAACAGCUUGCAUUGGGAAUGCCGAGCUGACAUGAGCAGGGCAGGUAUGGGACAGUGUCAUCUCCAGACCUAAAGGGCAGGCUCUGCAGCACCAACGGUUUCCCUGCAGUAGUUAUCAACGUGGGCAUCCUCAGUUCUGCUUGCCGUAACUUUCCAGCCCACCAAGGAAGCACAGGGCUAUGGUGGGGACCUGCCGGCCUCGUGCGAUGAGCUGCUGCUUGCCAAGACUCCCGGUGAGCUUCCCAGGAUGCUGAGCUGCUGCUUGGGAUCCUGACUGCUCCCAUUUCCUCACUCUGCUGCUGGCAGCGUGGAGUCAAUGUCCAGUUUGGGGUGCUGGGCAGAGCCAAGCCUGUUACUAUCCUCUGUGCUCUCGGUGGACUGGGAGGCCAGGCUGGACCCCCCACUCUAAAGGGGGCUCCACGUGAGCAAGGGACAGGUUUUGGGCUCUCUGUCAUCGCUGUGCUGGGAAGAGCCGUCUCCUUCCUCCUGUCUGGCUGGGACCAGCGUCACUGCUGGAAGCAGGGGAUGGCGCUGCAUGGACCAAUGGCUGGGGCUGGUGGCUGGUCAGCAGAGCCCUAGAGCACUAGUGGAGUCCGAGCACCACCGCAGGGCUGGGGGCUGCCAGGGGGGCUGCCAGCACCCCUGCAGCGGCUGCGCCCCAGGGAUGUAGGUGCUGGGCGCAGGACAGGCUCUGGGAGCAAUGGGCCGGCUGGAUGACCACGCCAAGAGGAGGAUCGUGGAGCUGCGCAGGGCCGGGCUGAGCUUCCGCAAGAUCAAGAAGGUGCUGGAGCUGGAUGGCAUCCGGGUGACACCGCAGGCCGUGUACCUCUUCCUCAAGCGGAAAAGCGUGGAGCCCGUGGUGGCGGCGGCCAGCUGGGAUGGGGAGCAGCCCUGGCCCCCACUGCGGGGGCACGAGGCUGAGCCACCCAAGCCGCUGGGUGCCUGCCCCACCGCAGUGCCCGGCAGGGGUCCCACGGGCAGCCGAGCACUCUGCCCCGCUGGCGGCCAGGACACCAAGGAGGGCAUCCAGAUCGUUAGCGUGGCCUCACUCUGCCAGGGCAGCGGGCAGCUCGGGGAGGCCCUGCCUGUGGGGCUGGGGCUGCCCCCCGGGAACGGUGAUGACAGCUGCACAGGUGCCCCCGUGGCCCUGGGGAGCAGCUCCCCUUCGGGGGGCACGGCCGCCCCGCCACAGCCCCUGCCCAGCCGAGGGCGGCUGGUCGCACCCUCUGCCAGGAACCCAGCCCUGAUGGUGAAGAAGAAGAUGAUCAUGGACAGGGCUAUCCUGCAGAAAAAGGUCAAAGAUGCCAGCACUCAGACUGCCCUGCUGAACGCCAUGAGUCCUGGAAAUCAAAACCUUGCUUGGGGCGGACCAGUGCUUCCCCCUGCUCCCAGCUCCCACGCCAUUGCUGAAAAGCUGGAUGCUGUACAGACAGAGAUCCAGAAGCUGAGCCAGGCUCUGCAUGCAGUGCUGGAGAGGCAAUGCCACCUGGAGCGCCAGCAGGAGCACCAGCAGCGGCUGCAGCAGGAGGUGCUGAUGACACUGCAGCAGCUCAGCUCCACUGUGAGCCACGGUGCUGUGCCAGCAAACCAGCCCUGCAUCCCCUUCAGCAGCAUGGCCGAGCCCUCGCCCACCAUGCCAAACUUCAGCCAGUUCAAGAUGGAGCUCAUCUGACCUGGCGCAUCGCCAGCAUGCCCUAGCAGCAGUAAGCUGAUGGCAGGAUGAAGCUGUGAAGAGCCACCUCUCGAAGGCUGUGGCAGCUGCCUAAGGAUUGUGUGGGGCACCCUGCAGAGAAGGUCACUGGUGCCUCAUGUUUUCAGCCCUGCUGACUGAAAGGGGCUGCCUGCUGUGAGAGGCAGGGCAAUGGAAAGCUGAGGCUUCACUUCUCCCGUGCUGCCCAUCCCAGCUGGUGCUGGAGCUGGUUGGUGGCUCAUGGACUUGAGCAGUGCAGGCAGGCUGCCUGAGAGUAGAGGAUGCAACAAAGCGAUACAGCAUAUAGGUGGGUCUCAAAGAAAAUGCCUCUUACAAGGGUCAGUGCCGUGAUCCUCAAUCACACAAACGCUUUGUGCUCUCCCUCUGUAGAGCCUUUUCAGUAAAAAUCUAUAUACACCAUGGUUCAGAAACA